Molecule: messenger RNA, 4493 nt
Organism: Mercenaria mercenaria
Lineage: Eukaryota; Metazoa; Mollusca; Bivalvia; Venerida; Veneridae
Product: outer dynein arm-docking complex subunit 2-like
Exons: 21
Coding region: 195-3419 (1074 amino acids)
Molecular function (GO): protein binding
Source: RefSeq, a predicted model, not a curated record
GAGAGACUAGGGCAACUGGAUGGAGAAAUUUUUAAAAGAAGCGUAGACGAUAACAAUCACAAAUUAAUUCGUAAAAUGUAUUUGGAUUAUUUCCCGUGUGUGUCAUGCGCAGAGGAACCUAGCAACCAAUGUACACAAGUUUGCAGCAAAGACAGAAACACCAUUGAUACAUUCAUAUUGACUAACAAGUAACCAUGGGACAAGCACUACAACGUGCAGCCCAGUGGACCUCCGCCAAAGGGGGUUCAGGUGGGAAGCUGGAGUUUACCAAACUGAAUGAAGACCUGCUAAACACCAUCAUGAACUGGGUAGAAGGCUUUGGUAGUAAAUAUCCUGAAGAAACAAAACUUGUAUUUAAAACGCCUUUGUGCUGGUCAACAACACUGAGACCUGAUAAACUUACAGGAGGAUACACAGAAAAGGGAGAAGAAAUGGUAGCAACCCAGACAAGUGAAAAAGAUGGAACCCCUUUGUUGACCCUGAAAAAAGUCAGCACUAAUGAAUACACAGUGGCAGUUAUGUCCCUUGAAUAUUGUGAGAAUGUUCUACGAAUGGCAGGAGACCAGAAACUGAUGGAAGUACGCAGCUGUUUGGAAGCCAAUCGUGAUCCGGCAACAAACAUGCUUGGUGACAGAUUUGCUACUGUUGAAGGUGAUGAUAACUCUAUAUACAGGUUUAUUGAAGAGAUUACUAAGGAGAUAGAACAAGCAGCGAAACAGGAAGGUGGAGAGGGUCAUGCCGAUGUGGAGGAGAAGAAACUACAGCUUAAACUUCAGUUACAGAUCAACAGGCUUGACCAACAGUUGCUUCAACAAUCCAUUCAACAAAUCACAAGUGAGGUGAGAUUGACUCCCCCUUCAGUGGAUGGUGAAGUGAAUAUUUUGCAGCAGCUGUCAGGGUAUGAUGAAGAAAAGAACUGCCUGGAAUCUGUUGAAUAUUGGGGUGAUGGCUAUGUAUUCCAAAAUGGUUGCCGGGCGCAACCAUGGCGACAGUUGCAUGGUGAUAUUUGCUAUUUACAGAUCAAGCCACAUGACACGGCUUAUGUCUACGUUACUGCCAAUACCAGUGGAUAUUAUUGCAAUAGUGGUGUGGAUCCAAACAAAGUUGGAGAGCUAGACUACACGAAACAGGGAGAUUCAUACAGGGAACUUGUCACACUGUUGAAAGAAAAAAGCCCAAAGUUUUCUGAGAUGAUCGAGAAACAGGCAUUUGCUCUCAAGGUCAAAGAGAAAGAUGAAACAAUGAUGAUACAGAAGGAAGCUAAACCCGACCAGGAGGGUGAUGAUUACAACAGAGAGAGAUCACAAGAUCAUAAACUGGCCAGACAAUACUCUAAAGAUAAAGAUACUAAACAGAAAAGUAAAACACAGAAGAAAAAGAAACUGGAACCUUCAUUGAAAUGGAGGGCAUUGGGAAUGGAAGAAUAUAAGGAAGGGGAUAGAGAGAAGGAAAAAAAGGUGAUGAAGAAGAAGACAGUACCUGCUCGCAUGAAGAGUAAAACACCUAUUGAGGCUGAGGACAGUUUCAGUGAGAGUUCCUCCGAGAGCGAGGAAGAAGAGGAGGCUGUAGAGAGGCGAAGUGAAACAAACGCCGACCUUCCCUCGGAAUACUGGCAAAUACAGAAGCUUGUCAAAUACUUAAAGGGAGGUAACCAGACAGCCACAAUUAUUGCCCUUUGUUCAAUGAGAGAUUUUAACCUUGCUCAGGAGACAUGCCAGCUAGCUAUCAGGGAUGUAGGAGGGCUUGAAGUGCUCAUAAACUUACUCGAUACUGAAGAAAUCAAAUGCAAGAUUGGCUCACUAAAAAUUCUAAAAGAAAUUUCCCGCAAUAUACAAAUCCGCCGUGCCAUUGCUGAUCUUGGUGGUCUACAGACCAUGGUCAAGAUCCUGCGUGACCCAGACAAGGAUCUCAAAUGUUUGGCUGCUGAAACCAUCGCUAAUGUUGCCAAGUUCCGACGUGCACGUAGAACGGUGAGACAGCAUGGAGGAAUUAAGAAAUUGGUUGGUCUUCUUGACUGUGCCCCACUCACUGGUCACAUGACAGCAGAACUUGAGCGCGAUGUUCAGGUAGCACGUUGUGGCGCCCUCGCCUUGUGGAGCUGUAGCAAGAGCACAAAAAAUAAGGAAUCAAUGAGGAAAGCAGGGGCUAUUCCUUUACUGGCAAAGUUGCUGAAAUCUACACAUGAAGAUAUGCUGAUACCGGUGGUAGGAACUCUACAAGAAUGUGCAUCAGAGCCAAGCUAUAGACUAGCCAUUAGAACAGAGGGUAUGAUAGAAGACCUCGUGAAGAAUCUCAAAUCUGCUGACCCAGAAUUACAAAUGCACUGUGCUUCAGCUAUAUUCAAGUGUGCUGAGGAGAAAGAAACUCGAGAUUUGGUGAGACAGUAUGGUGGAUUAGAUCCUCUGGUAGCUUUGUUACAACAGAGUGAUAACAAGGAAUUGCUCGCGGCAGCAACCGGAGCCAUCUGGAAGUGCGCCAUCAGUACUGAAAACGUUCAGAGGUUCCAGGAUCUCAAGGCCAUAGACUUGUUGGUUGGAUUGUUAAAUAACCAGCCAGAAGAGGUGUUGGUUAAUGUUGUUGGUGCAUUAGGAGAGCUUGCAAAGGAAACACCAAACAGACAGUCUAUCAGGAAGGCUGGCGGUAUCUCACCAUUGGUUAAUCUGCUCACAGGAACCAAUCAAGCCCUUCUCGUAAAUGUUACAAAAGCUGUAGGGCAAUGUGCUGAGGAACAAGAAAACAUGGUUAUAAUAGAUAGAUUAGAUGGUGUGAGAUUAUUGUGGUCAUUGCUCAAGAACCAGAAUCCAGAUGUUCAAGCCAGUGCUGCAUGGGCGAUCUGUCCCUGCAUAGAAAAUGCAAAGGAUGCGGGAGAAAUGGUGCGAUCGUUUGUGGGAGGUUUAGAAUUAAUAGUCAGUCUGUUAAAGUCAGAACACAAAGAGGUGCUAGCCAGUGUUUGUGCUGCUAUAGCAAAUAUAGCGAAAGACGAGGAAAAUCUGGCUGUUAUAACAGAUCAUGGGGUUGUACCAAUGUUAGCUAAAUUAACAAAUACAUAUGCAAAAGAUCAGAAAAAGAUUUUAGAUCGAAAGACAAAUGAUAAACUAAGGCGCCAUCUAGCGGAAGCAAUAGCAAGAUGUUGUAAUUGGGGAAACAAUCGGGUAGCGUUCGGUCGUGAAGGUGCCGUCGCUCCACUAGUUCGGUACCUUAAGUCGUCCGAUGAAAGUGUACACCGCUCAACUGCCAGGGCUCUAUUCCAGUUGUCAAAACAUCCUGAGAACUGUAUUACUAUGCAUGAAUCAGGAGUUGUAAAGUUUUUAAUGGAGAUGGUUGGUUCCUCUGAUGAAGAUCUUCAAGAAGCUGCUGCUGGUUGCAUUGGAAACAUUAGAAGACUUGCAUUAGCCAAUGAGAAAGCUCGAUACUCAUAGUUGACCAAUCAGAGACCAUUUAACAUUUUUCAAAACCAUCCAAUCAGAAGAUACAAUACUAAAAUGCAAUAAAAAGGAUUUUGAAACAGUCUUGUUUUCAGACGAAAAAUAUAUUUAUUUGAAAUUAUAUUUAAGUGAAUAUGAAGAAAGUUGAAAAUUUUUAGAAUACAAAUUGAGUCCACUGAUAGAGAUUAAAAUGGUGUUAUUUUGUUGAUAAAAUGUGAUAUCUCAAGAGUUCAGUAUGUAAAUGACUGGUGUGUCAUGUCCUGUAAAGAUGAUCUCAACAUCAUGUGAUUUGUUUAGGUCAUUGAGAUCUGACUGUUAGAUAUAAAGUCACUGUAUUUACCUUUUUUUUAAUCCUAAAAAUCCAGAAAAACCUUGUCAGCAGAGAGCCUUGAGACAGUUUGUUUCUGUCUUAUAAACAAAAGCUUUUACAUGGGUGACAGAUUAAAUUAUAAGGGGACAUGGAAUUAUUAUGUCAUGAAGUCGCCCUGGACUGAUAUAAUGGCAUUGUCUAUAAAAACAUUAGUAUAAUUUUUUCCAAGUUACUCUGCCAAAUAUUUAGUGACGUAAAACUUACCCUUUUAAAAGAACCGCCUGAAUAAACAUUUUUUACGCAGUUCCAAUAAAUUUUUGAAAUUGUGGUAGUUGGUACAAGAUUUAUUCUAGCUUCAUUGUAUGCAACAAUUUAACACUAAUGUAAACCUUUAAAAAAAACCUAUUACACAGCAGACAAAGAUGAAUUGAAUAUUCUAAUGAUUUCUUUGAAACAUAUGUGCAAUGUCUGCUAUUUUUUAAUUAUCAGAAGUUUAUUUUCUUUGGCCCAUUUUACAAUAGUGUGCUACCAGUACUUCAGCUGUUUAAUGUAGUUUAUUUUUUCAAGCUUUUUUUUAAUUUAUUCAAAUAUUUAGUGUUUACCGUUUAGUUUUUCUGUCCAAGUUUCUGUGAUAAUAUUGUACAGGAUUGAUUGAUCUAGUUAGAAUGCUGUAUAUUUAUGGAGCACUUUUUACGUAAGCAUUAAAAAAUUGGAAAAGAUAUUUGUUAACGAAAAUAAAAAUAAAAGAAGAAAACCAA